AUGAAAAGUUUAUUUCAAAGAUCAUUGUUUUAUUCUAUAAAACAAGCUCAACAGAUCAAUAGCAGACGAUUAGUAUGGACCGGUCGAGAAACCUUGCGUGAUAGUGAUCCAGAAAUGUAUGGAUUAAUACAAAAAGAAAAAAGUCGACAAAAGCGUGGGUUAGAAAUGAUUGCAUCGGAAAAUUUCACAUCACGUAGUGUUCUUGAAACACUUGGAUCAUGUUUAACAAAUAAGUAUUCUGAAGGUUAUCCAGGUGCUCGAUAUUAUGGUGGUAAUGAAUAUAUUGAUCAAAUUGAGAUUUUAGCACAAAAACGAGCUCUUGCAGCAUACGGCUUGAAUGAAAGCGAAUGGGGUGUUAAUGUUCAAACAUUUUCAGGUGUACCAGCUAAUUUUGCUGUUUAUACUGCACUUCUUGGAACACAUGGACGUUUGAUGGGUUUAGAUUUACCUGAUGGUGGUCAUUUAAGUCAUGGUUAUGCAACACCAACAAAAAAAAUCUCAGCUACAAGUGCAUUUUUUGAAUCAAUGCCAUAUAAAGUUGAUCCAAAAACUGGCCUCAUUGAUUAUGAAUCUCUUUCUAAAACAUCAAAACUAUUUCGUCCAAAAAUGAUUGUCGCUGGUAUAUCGUGUUAUUCACGUAAUCUUGAGUAUCAUAAAUUUCGCGCAAUUUGUGAUGAAGUUGGUGCAAUACUUCUUGCCGAUAUGGCACACGUUAGUGGUUUGGUUGUAGCUAAAAUUGUUGCUGAUCCUUUCAAAUAUGCUGACAUAGUUACAACAACAACACAUAAAAGUUUACGUGGACCACGUGCGGCAUUAAUUUUUUUUCGACGUGGAAUAAAAAAGACGCAAACAACAAAAACAGGAGCAAAAGAACAACAAGUCGAAACAUACGAUUAUGAAAGAAAAAUAAAUGAAGCUGUUUUUCCUGGUUUACAAGGUGGACCACAUAAUAAUACGAUUGGUGCUCUUGCUGUUGCUUUAAAAGAAGCUGCUUCAGAUGAGUUUAAAACUUAUGCAAAACAAGUUAUAAAUAAUGCUAAACAACUAGUUAAAUCACUUCAAGAAAAAGGAUAUACAUUUGUUUCAGGUGGUACUGACACACAUCUAGCUUUACUUGAUUUACGUCCCAUUGGACUUGAUGGUGCAAAAGCAGAGAAAGUACUCGAAGCUGUCUCUAUUGCUGUAAACAAAAAUACAUGUCCAGGAGAUACAUCUGCCCUUAAACCUUCUGGAAUUCGAUUCGGUACACCUGCAUUAACUACUCGUGGUUUUGGUGAAAAUGAUAUAGUUCAGGUUGCUAAUUAUAUUGAUGAGGCGAUAAAAUUGGCUGUUACAAUUAAUAAAUCUCAUGGCGAUAAAAAACCUUCACAAGUAACAUUAAAAGAUUUUAAAGAAAAUAUGAAACUUGAUGAACAUUUGAAAGCUAUGCAAAACUUACAACAUUCCAUUGAAUCAUUUGCUGAAAAAUUUCCAAUGCCUGGCUAUGAUGAAAUUUAA
Molecule: messenger RNA, 1497 nt
Organism: Rotaria socialis
Lineage: Eukaryota; Metazoa; Rotifera; Eurotatoria; Philodinida; Philodinidae
Source: the annotation of a GenBank genome assembly